AUGGGGUUCGGUUCUAAAGAUGAGUGGUGUGGAUCAAUCGUCAAGUACAGCAUGUUUUUGUCCAAUUUUAUCAUAUUUAUUGGAGGCAUCGUAUUGGUGGCCAUAUCAGUGUAUACGCUAUACGAUAAGUCGUUCAUCAAAGAGCUAUUGGGCACCAACUUGUUCACAGGUGCCGUGUAUAUAUUAAUCGUGGCGGGCAUUUUGCUGUCACUCCUGUCAUUUUUGGGGUGCGCCGGAGCCGUCAAAGAAGUCAAGUGCAUGCUACUGACGUAUUUCAUAAUUCUGUUCAUUAUAUUCAUCGUGAUGCUCGUCGGAGGGAUAUUAUGUUACGUGUUCAGGCAAAGGGUACAGACGACUAUGCAACAAGAGAUGCUCAGGACAAUAAGGUUUUACGGCGACGACCGCGCCAUAACCAGAGCGUGGGACGACCUCCAAGAAGGACUACACUGUUGUGGAGUCACGGGCUACGAUGACUGGAGGCAGCACAGGAUUGGCGGAAUCAUUCCCAGCAGCUGUUGUCAAGAGAUCAACGGAAAGAAACAACCGUGCAAUCUGAGUUUCCAAGCGAGCCUACAGAUAUACAAUACCGGCUGUCUGAACGUGACCACUGCUUUCAUGAAGGACCACGCGACUACUGUCGGGACUGUUGGUAUAGCCGUGUCACUGUUUCUACUAUUCGGAUUGGCAUUUUCGUGUGCAUUGUUCAUGAUGAUUGUUUAG
Macrosiphum euphorbiae (potato aphid) is the source of this 720-nucleotide messenger RNA. NCBI's taxonomy places the organism in Eukaryota, Metazoa, Arthropoda, Insecta, Hemiptera, Aphididae. The record is from the annotation of a GenBank genome assembly.